AUGCAAAUUGAUCAGCUAAAACCUAUGGAGACAAUAGAACAUAACAUUGACGAAGGAUUAUAUUCAAGACAAUUAUAUGUUUUGGGACAUGAGGCAAUGAAAAGAAUGAGUGUAUCAAAUGUUUUAAUUGUUGGGUUAAAAGGUUUAGGAUGUGAAAUAGCAAAAAAUAUAUGUCUUGCAGGUGUAAAAAGUAUUACACUUCAUGAUCCUCAUCCUAUACAAAUAGAAGAUUUGUCAUCACAGUUUUUUUUUAAGCAUUCAGACAUAGGGAAACCUCGAGAUCAAGUUUCAGUUCCAUAUCUUGCAGAAUUAAAUCGUUAUGUUUUAAUUUCAUUUUUAAAAGAAGAAUUAACUUAUAAUGUUUUGAAUCAAUUCCAAAUUAUUGUUUUAACUGAAACUUCAUUAAAAAGACAGCUAGAAAUAAACGAUUAUACACAUGAACAUGGAAUAUAUUUUAUUUCAACAGAUAUACGCGGACUCUUUGGAAACAUAUUUUGUGACUUUGGGAAAGAUUUUGAUAUUUUUGAUAUUAAUGGAGAACCUCCAAUUUCUGGCAUUAUUUCUUCAAUUUCUCAAGAUGGUAUAGUUACUAUUCUUGAUGAAACACUCCAUGGACUUGAGGAUGGAGAUUAUGUAACUUUUAAAGAAGUAAAAGGGUUAUCUGCAUUAAAUAUUUCGCCGCCAAGAAAAAUUCAAGUCAAAGGGCCAUAUACGUUUUCUAUAGGAAAUGUUGAAAGCAUGGGAGAAUAUGCAGGAGGUGGAAUAUUUACUCAAGUAAAAAUGCCAAAAAAAAUUCAAUUUAAAUCACUUAGAGAAUCGAUUCAUUCUCCUGAUUUCUUGAUUAAUGACUAUUCUAAAUUAGACAGAGCAUUAUUACUUCAUAUAGCAUUUCAAGCAUUGCAUUCAUAUGUAGAAAAAUUUAACACUCUUCCUAGACCACGUAACGAAGCAGAUGCAGAAAAGGUAUAUUCUAUCGCCAAAUCUAUAUCUUCCCAAUACUCGGAAAAUUUGAAUUUAAAUGAAAAAGUGAUUAAAGAAUUAGCAUACCAAGCUCGUGGAGAUCUAAGUCCCAUGGCAGCUGUUUUUGGAGGAUUAGCAGCUCAAGAAGCAUUAAAAGCUAUUAGUGGAAAAUUUACUCCUAUCCAGCAAUAUAUGUACUUUGAUUCAUUGGAGAGCCUUACAACAUCUUGUAAUUUAACUGAAGAAUCAUGUGCUCCUAUUAAAUCUCGAUAUGAUGGUCAAAUUGCAGUGUUUGGUAAAAAUUUUCAAGAGAAAAUAUCAAAUGUUCGAGAGUUCCUUAUAGGAACAGGAGCUAUUGGUUGUGAAAUGUUAAAAAAUUGGGCUAUGUUAGGCCUUGCAACUGGUCCUAAAGGAAAAAUAUUUAUUACUGAUAUGGAUACUAUUGAAAAAAGCAAUCUUAAUAGACAGUUUCUUUUUAGAUCAGAAGAUGUUGGAAAACUUAAAUCAGAAUGUGCAACUAGUGCAACAAUUCGAAUGAACCCCGAAAUGUUAGGAAAAAUUAUAACCUAUAGAGAAAGAAUUGGUCCAGAAACCGAAAAUCUUUUUAAUGCAGAGUUUUUUAACUCUUUAGAUGGUGUCACUAAUGCAUUAGAUAAUGUUAAUACUAGGAUAUAUGUAGAUCAAAUGUGUAUUUUUCACAGAAAACCUUUAUUAGAAUCAGGAACAUUAGGGACCAAAGGAAACACUCAAGUUAUUUAUCCUUAUUUAACAGAGUCAUACAGUUCAUCUAGAGAUCCUUCAGAAAAAUCAUUUCCUAUAUGCACUAUAAAAAAUUUUCCGAAUCAAAUUGAACAUACUAUUGCUUGGUCUAGAAAUCUUUUUGAGGGUUAUUUUAAACAUCCAGCAGAAAAUGUUAAUUUAUAUCUUAGCCAACCCAAUUUUAUUCAGGAAUUAUUAAAACAAAAUGAAAACCAAAAAGAAAUUUUAGAAAUAAUAUAUCAUUAUCUCGUAACAUCUAAACCUUUAACAUUUGAAGAAUGCAUUGUUUGGGCACGUUUAGAGUUUGAAAAAAAAUUCAAUAAUGAUAUACAACAACUUCUGUUCAAUUUUCCAAAAGAUUCAAUUACUUCAAGUGGUACACCGUUUUGGUCUGGUUCUAAAAGAAUCCCUACUCCACUUGUAUUUGAUAUAAAUGAUGAGAAACAUAUGGCUUUUAUUAUUUCAGGUGCAAAUUUACAUGCUUUUAAUUAUGGGCUUAAAGGUGAAACGGAUAAAGGAAUUUAUAAAAGGACUUUAGAAAAUGUAAUAAUUCCAGAAUUCACACCAAAGACUGGCAUAAAAAUAAAAGAAACAGAUUCUGAACCUAAUACAGAUGCAGGAAUUCGAACAGAUCCAAAUGAGCUAAAUUGUCUUAUUAGUAAUUUACCCUAUCCAUCGACAUUGGCAGGCUAUCGACUUAAUCCUGUUAAUUUUGAAAAAGAUGAUGAUACGAAUUAUCAUAUAGAUUUUAUUACAGCUGCAUCUAAUCUCAGAGCGUUAAACUAUGGAAUAGAACCAACAACUCGCCAUAAUACGAAACUCAUUGCAGGAAAAAUUAUUCCAGCUAUUGCCACUACAACUGCUCUUGUUUCUGGGCUUGUUUGUUUAGAAUUAUAUAAAAUUAUUGAUGGGAAAAAUAAAUUAGAAGACUACAGAAACUCUUUUUUAAAUCUAGCAUUACCAUUUAUUGCGUUUUCUGAACCAAUUGCAUCUCCCAAACUCAAAUAUAAUAAUAAAGAAGUAUCUCAGAUAUGGGAAAGAUUUGAUAUUUAUGGUGAUAUUACUCUUGAAAAACUUCUUCUUCACUUCAAGAAUAAUGAGAAUCUUACAAUUACUAUGUUAUCUAGUGGAGUAAGCCUUCUUUACGCAUCCUUUUUUCCAGAAAAAAAGCGACAAGAGCGUCAAUCAAUGAAGAUAACACAGCUUAUAGAACUUGUCUCAAAAAAACCAGUUCCAGAACACAAAAAAACAAUUCUUUUGGAAAUAUGUGCGGAUGAUGAACAUGGAGAAGAUGUAGAAGUUCCCUAUAUCUGUGUUCAGUAG
Molecule: messenger RNA, 3042 nt
Organism: Pneumocystis jirovecii RU7
Lineage: Eukaryota; Fungi; Ascomycota; Pneumocystomycetes; Pneumocystales; Pneumocystaceae
Product: E1 ubiquitin-activating protein UBA1
Exons: 13
Coding region: 1-3042 (1013 amino acids)
Biological process (GO): protein sumoylation
Cellular component (GO): SUMO activating enzyme complex; cytoplasm
Molecular function (GO): SUMO activating enzyme activity
Source: RefSeq, a predicted model, not a curated record